Ascochyta rabiei is the source of this 2682-nucleotide messenger RNA. Its product is annotated as Protein arg-6, mitochondrial. Gene Ontology annotation, biological process: L-arginine biosynthetic process. Gene Ontology annotation, molecular function: NADP+ binding; L-glutamate N-acetyltransferase activity, acting on acetyl-CoA as donor; arginine binding. The transcript has 2 exons. Lineage: Eukaryota; Fungi; Ascomycota; Dothideomycetes; Pleosporales; Didymellaceae. The coding region runs from base 1 to 2682 and encodes 893 amino acids. Gene Ontology annotation, cellular component: mitochondrial matrix; mitochondrion; cytoplasm. The record is from RefSeq and is a predicted model, not a curated record.
AUGCAGGGCGUCGUACGAGCCGGUGCGCGCGCAGCAGCACGCUCGUCCCGCCAGAUAGUUGCGGCUUCUGGUCGACGGACCCUCCCUCGCGCCCUCGUCGCCAGCACCACACCGAGCCGCCUGUACACGACGGGCGACGGCCAGAAGUCGUCCGUCUACGCCGCCUUCCUGAACCUGCUCGCCAGCGCCAGCUCCCGCAGGGAAGUCGACCAGUACCUCGGCCAGUUCCGCUCCGUCAAGCCGCACCAGUUCGCCGUAGUCAAGGUAGGAGGCGCCAUCCUCACCGACUAUCUCGAUGAGCUGUGCUUCGCUCUGCAGCAGCUGCAUGCUAUUGGCCUGUACCCCAUCAUCGUCCACGGCGCUGGCCCCCAGAUGAACCAGACGCUCCUGGACUCGGGCGUAGAGCCAGACUUCAUCGAUGGCAUCCGAGUUACAGACAAGAAGACGCUGGGCAUUGCGCGCAAGCUCUUCCUCGAGGCAAACAUGGACCUGGUCAUGACGCUGAAGAGGAACUGGAACGUCCCUGCACGUCCCAUCACCGCCGGUGCUCUGCAGGCAGACUACCUCGACAAGGAGAAGUGGAAGUACGUCGGCAACAUCACCAAGAUCAACCCCAGGGCCAUCAUGGAUGCCAUCGAGAACAAGGAACUGCCCAUUCUGUGCUCCAUGGCUGAGACCGAGGAUGGCCAGAUCCUCAACGUCAACGCCGAUGUCGUCGCUGCCGCUCUCGCCCGCGAGUUCGAGCCCAUGAAGGUCAUCUACUUGUCCGAGAAGGGUGGCCUGUUCAACGCCGAGACUGGCAAGCUCAUCUCCCACAUCAAUCUGGAGGGCGAGUACGACAGCUACCUGAAGCAGCCUUGGGUCAGGUAUGGCACCAAGCUCAAGAUUGUAGAGGCGAAGAAGCUCUUGGACGGUCUUCCUCGCACGUCGAGUGUCGCCAUCACCCACCCUCAAAACCUCGGAAAGGAGCUGUUCACACACACCGGAGGCGGCACCCUGAUCCGCAACGGCGGCAGCGUCAAGGAGGUCAGCAAGUUCGAGGACCUCGACGUCAAUGUUCUGUCCCAGGCAUUGGCUAGGGAGCACGGAGGCGCCGAGGCCAGCAACGCGGUCAGCAAGUACAUUGAGAACCUCAAGACACGCCCCUUCGAGGCGUUCUUCGACGAUGCCAUGGGUGUCGUUGCCAUUGUAUACCCUCCCGGAAAGGACGGCGAGUUUGCUCAGCUGUCCACUUUCACAACCACAAAGGACGCUUUCCUCACCAACGUUUCGGAUCUAGUGUUUGAGCGCAUGAAGCAGAAGUACCCCAAGAUGUACUGGGUCGUUGAGAGCCAAGAGCAGAACCUCGUCAAGUGGAAUCUCGAGAAGACUGAUGGUUUCCUCCGCCGCGAGAAGGAGAUCUUCUGCUGGUGGGGAUCCGCAGAGUCUUCUGAGAUAUUCGGUCUUCUGGAGAGCUACUCAAAGCAGGGUCGCUCCAUUCUCAAGGACAGCUUGGAGUCGCAGUUCAGGAGGGCAGCAGACUUUGUCGCAGGCUUGAAGCAGGGUCAGCAGACUCGUAGCUUCUCGACCAUUGCUGGAUCACGAACAAUGGGUCAGUCUUCCAGGCCGUCGUUGCGAGAGAGCAAGAUCGCACCAGCUGCAUCCUGUGGUUUUGCAACCACCGCAUCACUCUCCCAAGAUUCCACCAACCCUAACCCACCCUACGGCAACAAAUUUGCAAGCAAGGAUUUUCCCUCCAAGGUCGCACUCAUUGGUGCCCGUGGAUACACUGGUCAGGCACUCAUCGACCUUCUAAACAAGCACCCCAACAUGGAUCUGCGCCACGUGUCAUCGCGUGAGCUCAAUGGCCAGAAGCUCGAGGGCUACACCAAGCGCCAAAUCACAUACGAGAAUCUCUCGCCUGAUGACGUUGAGCAGCUGGCCAAGAAGGGCGAAGUGGACUGCUGGGUCAUGGCUCUCCCCAACGGUGUUUGCAAGCCUUUUGUAGAUGCCAUUGAGAGAUCUGGUAACCAGGAGUCUGUCAUUGUAGACCUGAGUGCAGACUACCGAUUUGACGACAAGUGGACUUACGGUCUCCCUGAGCUGAUCCCCCGCCGUAAGAUUGAUGGCGCCACGCGGAUAGCCAACCCCGGCUGCUACGCGACUGCCGCUCAGCUUGGUAUCGCGCCUCUUCUCGAAUUCAUCGGCGGCCAGCCCACCGUCUUCGGUGUCUCUGGAUACUCAGGAGCAGGCACAAAGCCCAGUCCCAAGAACGAUGUGAACAACCUCACCAACAACUUGAUUCCUUACAGCUUAGUAGACCAUAUCCACGAGAAGGAGAUAUCGAGGCAACUGGGUACUGAGGUAGCGUUCAUCCCUCACGUCGCUGUUUGGUUCCAGGGUAUCCACCACACCAUCUCCAUCCCUCUUAACCGCACAAUGACCUCGCGCGACAUUCGCAACCUGUAUCAAGACCGCUACGCCGGCGAGAAGCUGGUCAAGAUUGUCGGCGAGUCGCCGCUCGUCAAGAACAUCUCCGGCAAGCACGGUGUUGAGAUUGGUGGCUUUGCUGUCCACAGCUCAGGCAAGCGUGUUGUCGUCAACGCUACCAUUGACAACUUGCUCAAGGGUGCUGCGACACAGUGUCUGCAGAACAUGAACUUGGCGCUCGGAUACGGCGAGUACGAGGGCAUCCCUUACUAG